AUUUAUUAAACUCGGUGUAUCCGUUGUUGCUUUGGAGAUGCAGAGACUGAUUAAAGAGACACGACGUCACUCUUUCUACUCAUACCUGAGCCAAAGGUAACGUUGAUGGAAAGGCGGUAACAUCUAUUUCAACUCGGUUUAUUUCUAUGGCGCAAAAUUAGAACAACAGUCGCAUCAAGGCGCCUCCGUUAUUCAGGCGGGCUGACAGCUGGGAGGAGAGAGACGCAGAAACGCGGAAGUUUUUCCGCCUCAGCGUUUACAGAAAGUGAGAGAAAGCAGCGGGAGAACAGUGCCUCACACUAAGCUGAUUCACAAACACUGAAGAAUGAUUUUCCAUCAGCAGUGAUUCCUGGUGUUCACAUUUUACAUGAAGUAUUGAAGGUGGUAACUAUGACGACUAAGAAGCUGCUCAUUGAAACACUGAACCAGUUGAGUCCAGAGGACUUUGCUGAGUUCAAGUCACUCACUGAACUGGAGAAAGAUCUAUCAUCCAAGUGGAGCUGAUGGAGGAGACGUACAGAGGAGAGAGUGUGGAGGAGACCAGAAAGGCUUUAAUGAAGAUGAACAGGACUGAUCUGGUGCAGAGAUUAUCAGACAAACAGUUUCCUCCACUGAGCCAGAGAGUGGAAACGAUGGAGUCUCUUAUUGAGCUGCUUUUGGAGACACUGGCUGAUCUGAGAGGCAGCGAGGUCAGAGACUUCAUCCAGAUCCUGGGAAUAAAACGUGGCUCAAUGAGCCCCAUGAGUCUGUCUGAGAUGUCAGGUCCUGCCGGACAUGGUUAUAUGCCGGACGUGCAGGACGUGCAGGACGUGGUGUUUUGGAUGGUGAGGACUUUUGGCCAACAGUCAGUGGAGAAGAUCGUGGAGGUUUUAAAGGAGAUGAAGAGGACUGAUCUGGCUCAGAGGCUGAGAGACAGCAGCUCAGAAGCUCAAAACAAACAUCUGGAUGAACAUCUGUCUGCACUGAUCCAUAAAGUUGCAACAAUGGCAGCUGUUACAGAUGUGCUUCUAGAAACACUGGAGGAUUUGAGUGAUCAGGAUCUCAGCAAAUUCAAGUUGUUCCUGCAGUUCACUUGUUUUCAGAAGAGUCUUCCACAAAUCGAACUUAGAACUAACAGAAGAAGAAUAGUGAAUGAGAUGAUUGAUAAACUUGGUCAUCAGUCUGUGGAGGUGAUCAGGGAGGUUUUAACAGACAUGCAGAGAACUGAUCUGGUGCAGAGGCUGUCAGAGAGCAGCUCAGGACUCAAAGCUGCAGGAUCAUCAGCUGAAGGAUUUGAUGUGGAGGAAACAGAGAAAGAGAAACACUCUGAGGAUGAACGUUGGCCUGCACUGAUCCACAAAGUAGAAACGAUGGAGUCUGUUAUUGAGCUGCUGCUGGAAGCUCUGGAUGGUCUCAAUGAGCCGGAGCUCAGAGAGUUCAAUAAGAACCUGCAAGAAAUUCAUCUUCACAAAUAUGACUCAGUCUUUUCAUUGAUGCGGUACAUGAGGACAGACCUGCAGGACACAGUGUUUCUGAUGGUGCUGACUUAUGGCCAACAGUCAGUGGAGAAGACCAUGGAGGUCUUAAAGAAGAUGAAGAGGACUGAUCUGGCUCAGAGGCUGUCAGACUGCAGCUCACUGCCUCGAAAGAAACACUCUGUGGAUGAACGACGCUCUGCACUGAUCCACAAAGCGGCAACAAUGGCAGCUGUUAAACAUCUGCUUUUAGAAACUUUGAAUGAUUUGAGUGAUGAGGAGCUCAAGACAUUUAAGAGGAUCCUGCAGACGAUCCUUCCUUGGAGGAAUCGGUCAUUCUUCUCACGGAGGUUGAGUCUCUCAUCAACCAGAGCAGAUGUAGUGAAUCUGAUGAUGGAUGAACUUGGUCAUCAGUCUGUGGAGGUGACCAGAGAAGUUUUCAUGCACAUGAACAGAACUGAUCUGGUGCAGAAGUUACCAGAGAGCAGCUCAGCAUCCAGAGAGAAACACUCUGUGGAUGAACAUGGAGCUGCACUGUGGAAGAGAGUAAAAGAACAGGAAGCUGUCAGACAGAUUCUCUUGGAAACACUGAAUGAAUUCAGUCAAAAGGAUCUAAAGAAAUUCAAGCAGUUGCUGCCGUUCACGUGCUUUAAGAUGAGCCUGCCACAAAUGGUGAGGUACUGGUAUACAAACAGGACAGAAGACCUUGUGAAUCUGAUGGUGGAUAAACUUGGUCAUCAGUCUGUGGAGGCGACCAUGGAGGUUUCAACAGACAUGAACAGACCUGAUCUGAUGCUGAGGCUGUCAGCGAGCAGCUCAGGACGAAAAACUGAAAGAAGUUCAGAGCUUGAAGGUUGUCAGAGCCUGACGCAGGACUGCAGUGAUUGGACUAAUCUUGAACCUGAGGUGAACAGUACAGAUGCAGACGAGGCUCCAACUUACAGCCUUCAGUCUGCAGCAGGACACUUUGAAUGCAGAGUCUCGGGCUUGCGCUGGGUCUGUAAGGGAAAGACCAGCUUUCAGUACCAGUUUAGAUCUUGGGAGGGACACAUGGAGAGGAUGGAGAGCAGACAAUACAUGCCUGCAGGUCCUCUGAUGGACGUCACAGUCACUGCUGGGAAGUUAAAUGAAGUUCACCUGCCACACUGGAUCUGCAUCGAUGACAUCCCUGACAUAUUGGACACGUUUGCAGUCCUUCACAUAGAUGACUGUGGAAAUGUUGUGGAAAAAGUGUCUGAGGUCACACCAACACAUGUCAAGUUAACUGAACCGAUUUUCUCUCCGAGAGCGGUCCUGAUGAAACUCGGCAUUCCUGUGAAAAUCGGCUGCAACGUGUUGAUCUAUCAGACCAACACAGCUUUCCUCACACUGCAUGUUUAUCUGAUCCCACGUGAUCCUGGGCUACAGCAGGUAAUAAAGCAGAGGGAAGUGCCCCAUGGAUACAAAGCUAUCCUGAAGCCAGAUCCAGAGAAGUCCUUGAAAAUUCUUGAUCGUUUCACACUAACAGCAGAUGUGGAUGGUGCAGAAAUCUGUCCUGAAGAUUUAAAGCUCAGAUAUCCAAGUGGAAAGCCAAAUUUCUUUGAAGUUUACACUGAAAAUCCAGAUGGAAACUUCCGCCUUAAACUCACAUCAAAAAAAGAUCUUCAGCCAGUAUGGACCUGUACAGUUCGAAAAGCCGAAUACCAAAGCACUGAUCAAGCACAAGCUGCAGGAUCCUCAGUGGGAGCAGCUGCUGUCAGCUCUCAGUCGGCUGCUGCAGGAUCCUCAGUGGGAGCAGCUGCUGUCAGCUCUCAGUCGGCUGAGGAAAACACUGUGGACAAACAUCUGUCUGCACGGAUGCAGAAAGCAUUAACAGUCCACUCAGACAGAGAGAAGCUUUUGGAAAUGUUGGAAGAUCUGAAAAAGGAGGAGCUUGAAAAGUUCAAGUGGUUCCUGCGGGACCGUGAUGUUUUGGUGGAGCUCCAACCCAUCUCAGAGAGCAAACUGGAGAAGGCCAGCACCUGUGACCUGGUGGACCUGGUGGUGCAGACCUACACAGAAAAGUCUGUGGAGGUGACCAAGAAGGUUUUUAGGAAAAUUAACAGAAAUGAUCUGGUGCAGAAGUUAUCAGACAGCAGCUCAUGAUGCAAAGAAGCUCCACCCACUUGUCCCUCAAACCUUCUGUUUGUGGGAAACAGCCAAUAAGAACAAAGUUGCCUUAAAGGGAGAGGAGUAAAAAAGAAGCUUGUUUCAGAGAGGAUGAGGAGCUACAACCAAACCAAGUAUAAGAAAAAUGAGGAUGAUUUUGAACUGUGACUCAGACAAAGCUACUCGAGUACAGUCCAAAAUUAAAAAUAUUAACCUGAAAAUGAGCAUUAUAUGUAUAAUUACAUACAAAAAUAUCAUGAACAGCUUUAUGAUUCUCAUUUUGUUGAAGACGAUAAAUCCAUGUCACAGUAUAAAUGUGCCACAUAAAGAAAAGUCUUCCAGAAUAAUUUUACAUUAACACCAUAUGAACUCUGUUAUCUUCUGUCUUUUGUUCUUGUGGUCGAUGCUCAGUCUGGUUUGGAGUGAAGCCUGAAUGAGAAAAGUUUCCAAGGUUAGAAGUUACUGAGGAACAUCAUGACCUGCAUCUGUUACUGCCAUGUUUCUCACAUUUUAAGAAGUUUUGACGACUGCUUUGAAGAUAAACUGGAGAAUUUUAUACUUUUUAAUCUUUAAUAUCCUGCUUUAAUCAUUGUUUUGUGUUUUUUAAUUCCCUUUUAAGCACGUCACUAAACAUUUUAUAUUGGCUUUCUACUAAAUAUAGCCACAUAAAUACAAUUGUUCUUUAUCAAUAAAAUAUUUUUUCGGAUACA
Messenger RNA from Maylandia zebra (zebra mbuna), 4291 nucleotides. Lineage: Eukaryota; Metazoa; Chordata; Actinopteri; Cichliformes; Cichlidae. The record is from RefSeq and is a predicted model, not a curated record.